Molecule: messenger RNA, 2359 nt
Organism: Setaria italica (foxtail millet)
Lineage: Eukaryota; Viridiplantae; Streptophyta; Magnoliopsida; Poales; Poaceae
Exons: 7
Coding region: 16-2076 (686 amino acids)
Biological process (GO): amino acid transmembrane transport
Source: RefSeq, a predicted model, not a curated record
GUGCACCGGGACACCAUGGACAUGGACGGGGUCCCCUCCGACUCCAACCGCCGACUCGUCCCCGUCAACAUCUUUUCAGCGCCACACGACCACAAACUAAAAACAGAGCACGUCCGGACCGGACCUGAACACAUCGUUCUCGUUCCAGUUGGUACGCACGGAUCCCGCUCUCGCCGCACCCUGCCUCUGCUUGGUCCAGAAUCUCCGAACUGCCGUGCCCGUCAGCUACUGCGGUGUCCACCACAACCCGGCCCUCCGCAGCCACCGGAGCUCGGAGAUUCCCCACAGGUGAAUCCACAGCCACUCCAGCAACCGGUGAAUAUACCGGAUUACCGGGCGGCGACUCCCCCCUCUCGUCAGCCUGAGCACCCACCGCCCAGCCGCGACGGCGCGCUCCACAGAAGGUCCUCGGCGUCUUCACGAAUGCAAGUGGCCAUCGCGCACGCGGCGCUGUGCCCACGCCCAAAGGCCCACCGCGCCACGUUCGGCUGCCCGGCGGCACGCGCGCGCCACGUACCGAGAGGCCUCUCCGGCGGUGGCGGCGCCAAAUGGUGCGCCGCGGCUGCCGCGGGCAAGGGGGCGCGCGACGUCCCACCGGGGUUCGCGGACGCGCGCCCUGUGGUAGCUGCUGAAGGGACGCGCGCGGCGGGACCGGACGCCGUCGCGGCGGCAGCGCCGCCCCGCGGCGCGAGGAGAGGGAGCGUGGCCGGCGCCGUGGCGCUGAUCGUCGGGACCAGCAUCGGGUCCGGCAUCCUCGCCGUGCCGCAGCGCACGGCGCCCGCGGGCUUCAUCCCGAGCGCGGCGUGCAUGGUCACGUGCUGGGCGUUCCUGGUGGCGGAGGCCCUCCUCAUCGCGGAGAUCAACGUCCACCUGCGCCGGAGGCGGGGCAAGGACGUCAGCUUAUACGGCGGCGGCGGCGACGGGAACCAGGACCUGGAGGUGAUCUCCGUGAAGAGCAUGGCGCAGGAGACGCUGGGCGCGUGGGGCGGGCACGUGGCCACCGUCGCCUACCUGUUCCUGUCCUACACCUCCAUGGUCGCCUACGCGUCCAAGUCCGGCGAGGUGCUGUCCCGCCUGGUCGCUGGCGUGCCCGAGCCCGUCGCCGGCGCCGCCUUCACCGCCGCGCUCGGGCUGCUCGUCGCCGGCGGCGGCACGGGCGUCACAGACCGGGUGAACCAGCUGCUCACGUUCGUCAUGAUAGGUUUACUGCUGACGAUUGAGGUAUCAGCAGUGGCGAUCGGCGGUGGCCUGAGCCUGCCAGCGAACGCCAACUGGGAGCAGGUCCCGGCGGCGCUGCCCGUGAUCAUCUUCACGCUGGUCUUCCACGACAUCGCACCAGUGAUCUGCGCGUACCUGGAAGGGGAUCUCGCGAGGAUCCGGCUAUCGAUACUCGUCGGCAGCCUCGUGCCGCUGGUGUCCCUGCUGGUGUGGGACGACAUCGCGCUCGGCCUCGCCACGGACCUCGGCGGGUUUGACGUUCAGGACAUGUUAAAGGCAGAAUGGAGCUAUACCGUGGUGGAGACUUUCUCGCUGCUCGCCGUCGGGACGUCCCUCAUCGGAACGCUGCUUGGGGCUUCUCAGUUCUUCAUCGAGCAGAUGACCGACCUAGUGUCUUCAUCAACCAAAGAACAUGUAAAUAUAAAGGAAAUGAUCAACAAAGGCAUCGAUGCAUUUCGCAAGAAAGAUGGAUCCGGGCAUCCUGGUGUUGGUGUGGUAGCAAUUCUGGAGAAGAACAGGCUCAGCUACAUCGCCACCGGAAUCGUGGUUGUCCCGACCAUAGUCAUCGCAGCUACCGUCCCAAAUUCAUUCUCCAUAGCUACUGACAUCGCGGGAGGAUACUGCAUGACCAUCCUGUAUGGUGUUCUCCCUCCACUGAUGGCCUGGGCUAUUGGCUCCAAACUGUCUGGCAAAAGUGCCGGACUUGCAGACGGAGAGCUGUUGGAAGAUAACAGGGAGAGAGUGGACUUGACCAGUGCAAAGCCUGUUCUCGUUGGGAUGGGUGUGUUCUCUGUACUCAUGGUCCUCGAGCAGAUGUCGCAGGACUUCUUCAGUUUCAAAGCUGCUCUCGUUCCAUAGGCUAGAUCAAGAUUCAGGAAGCUUAGUUUGUGCCGCCAAUGUUGAUCUCGCGUUAACUAGGGAUUGAUGCAAGACUGUUAGGCUGGCCAUGUAAAUAGCAGUAGUAUGCAAUACAUGAAGGGAUUAGUCAAUGUGUUAGCAGACUGCCAGUUUGGCCUGUGUUCUUUACCGCUGAGCCAAUUGCACUGCUGCUUACGAACCGUGGUCUGAGACUCGAAGCUACUCUCUGUAAUUAAUGAGCGUAAAAACUGUGCCCAAGAUAAAAAAAAAUAGUUUGCAGGUA